AUGGGAAAAGGAACCGACAAACUCUACAUCACACACUCCGAGUGGUCCUCCUCUGACGCGUACUCGGCGUCCGCUGGCUCGGGCGUGAAUCAGAAGCCCAAUGGAGCCCAUGCCUCUUUCAAGCGCCUACCAUACACGUUCUGCGCCCUAAGUCUACAACCCUUCACCUCUCCGGUGUGUACUCCCGAAGGCCUCAUCUUCGACCAUGAGAACAUACUGCGAUGGCUGAUUACUCAUGACACCAAUCCAGUCAACGGCCUUCCGCUCAAGCAAUUAGACCUGAUCAAGCUCCAAUUUUCGAAGAAUGAGGUGGGCGAGUAUGUCGAUCCUGUUACCUUUAAACCAUUCACCGACAACUCUCAUAUUGUGGCUGUACGGCACGAUGACUCUGCCAAUGUUUUCGCCUACGAUACGGUGGAGCGACUCAACGUCAAGGCGAAGAUGUGGAGGGAUCUAGUAACGGAUGAAGAGUUUACGAGGAAGGACAUCAUCACGUUACAGGAUCCACAGAAUUUGGAAUCAAGGGAUCUAAGCUCUUUCAAAUACUUGAAGGAUGGAGAAGACACGGGCAUCAAAAAGGAAGAGGCGGCCGUCAAUACUGACGCGCUAGGAUCAUCGGCGAAGAUCAUCAAGGCCAAAGAAGCCGUCGCUCGCGCCCGGGCAGAGAGAGCUGCUGGGAAGGCUUCUCCUGCGGCUAAGAAUGGGAUCACUCUGACCCAGACAAGCCAUAGGGCUGCUGACAGCCAGACUCCCAUGCAUAAACCGAAAUCUGUACCGUUCAAUGCUUCUCAUCACACGACUGGUCUAGCAGCGGCAUCAUUCACCUCCACAGGGGUGACACCCCAUACCUCUGGCGCAUUAGCACUCCUCUCAGACGAAGAAUAUCUCCUCAAGCGUGGCAGGGUGAAGCAGUCCGGUUUCGUCCGCUUGCAAACCAACCACGGAGAACUCAACCUCGAGCUGCUCCCAGAGCACGCACCGAAAGCCGUCUGGAAUUUUGUUCGCCUGGCUCAGAAGGGCUACUACAAUGGCGUCAUCUGCCACCGGAACAUCCGCAACUUUAUGUUGCAGACAGGCGAUCCCACUGGGACUGGCCGAGGUGGAAGCAGCAUCUGGGGAAAGAACUUUGAAGAUGAGGUUGAGGGGCCGCUAAAGCACGAUGCGAGAGGUGUGGUUAGCAUGGCGAACAAAGGGAAGAAUACGAAUUCAAGUCAGUUCUUCAUUACGUAUCGUGCAGCGAGCCACCUGGACCGGAAGCACACCGUCUUCGGGAGAGUGGUAGACGGGAUGGAUGUGCUGAGGAAACUGGAGGAUGUACCUGUCGAUCCUUCAACGAAUAGGCCGAAGGAGGAGGUAAAAAUUAUUGAGGCUGUCGUGUAUGUGGAUCCAUUUGAGGAGUUUUGGAAGAACAAGCGGGAAGAUGAGGAGGCGGAGAAGGAGAAAGAGGAGAGGAGGAAGGGCGACGAAGAGCGGACUACCUGGACGGGAAAACGGAUACGGAAUGAUGGGACGGUGCAGGAUGAUGGUGGAGGCGGGGUGGGGAAGUACCUCAAAGCUGCCAUGGAUAGCACUGCAGCGCAGCCUUCAGGAGAUGAUGAAAUCGUGGAAUAUGUAGAUGAUGAUUAUCAGACGGAGCAGCCAAUGAAGAAGUCGAAGGGUGGAGGUGGAUUUGGCAAUUUCGAGGGCUGGUAG
Endocarpon pusillum Z07020 is the source of this 1692-nucleotide messenger RNA. RefSeq names its product Peptidyl-prolyl cis-trans isomerase-like 2. Gene Ontology annotation, molecular function: peptidyl-prolyl cis-trans isomerase activity; ubiquitin-ubiquitin ligase activity. NCBI's taxonomy places the organism in Eukaryota, Fungi, Ascomycota, Eurotiomycetes, Verrucariales, Verrucariaceae. The record is from RefSeq and is a predicted model, not a curated record. Gene Ontology annotation, cellular component: catalytic step 2 spliceosome. The transcript has 3 exons. The coding region runs from base 1 to 1692 and encodes 563 amino acids. Gene Ontology annotation, biological process: protein peptidyl-prolyl isomerization; protein polyubiquitination.